Molecule: messenger RNA, 3013 nt
Organism: Theobroma umbraticum
Lineage: Eukaryota; Viridiplantae; Streptophyta; Magnoliopsida; Malvales; Malvaceae
Product: vestitone reductase-like
Molecular function (GO): oxidoreductase activity, acting on the CH-OH group of donors, NAD or NADP as acceptor
Source: RefSeq, a predicted model, not a curated record
AAAGGAGAGAGAAUUAUUUUUUAACAAAAUUAAUAGAGGAAUAUAUUCUCUUGAUUGAACUAAAAUCCAAGAAUAUUUUGAAUUUAGCUAAUUAAUAUCUGAUGCAAAUCCGCAUUUAGAGAGAGCUAAGAAAGAAGUGAAGUAUAGAAAGAUGGAAGAAGGAAAAGGAACCGUUUGUGUGACAGGAGGUACCGGAUACAUAGCUUCAUGGCUGAUCAAGAAGCUCCUUGAGGAGGGUUACUCUGUCCAUACCACCAUUAGAGUUGACCCAGAAAACAAAAAAGACAUUAGCUUCCUCACCAGCCUGCCAAGAGCAACCGAAAGGCUCAAAAUCUUUGCAGCUGAUCUUAGUGAUCCGGACAGUUUCGACGCAGCCAUUGAAGGAUGCCAGGGAGUCCUCCACCUUGCCACUCCAGUCGAUUUUGAGAACAAAGAGUCUGAGGAAAUGUUAACCAAACGGUCGAUCAAUGGAGCAUUUGGCAUCAUGAAGGCAUGCUUAAAAUCAAAAACAGUGAAGAGACUUGUUUACACUUCUAGCUUAUCCGCCGUUGUGUUUAACGACAAAGGUGUGGAGAUCAUGGAUGAGAGUUUUUGGACAGAUGCGGCUUUCGCUAGAGAUAAAUUAGAUCCGUCCUUAAGUUCCUAUGCGAUUUCGAAGACUUUGACAGAAAGGGCAGCUCUGGAAUUUGGAGCAGAGCAUGGAUUGGAUGUGGUGACAGUGAUUCCUCCUUUUGUUGUUGGUCCUUUCAUCUGUCCCAAGUUCCCUGGUACAGUGCGCUUAUCAUUGGCUCCGGUCUUAGGGAGUAGGGAUGAGUAUAGUCUUCUUCUCAAUAUAGCUAUGGUACAUGUUGAUGAUUUGUCAAGGGCAUUUAUCUUCCUGCUCGAGCAUCCUGAGGCAAAAGGGAGAUACAAUUGUUCCUCGGACACGGUAACUAUUCAAAAGAUAGUUGAAAUUCUUUCUGCUAAUUACCCAGAAUUCACACUUCCAACAGCAGAUUCCCUAGCAGAAAUUGAAGGUACUAAAAUGCCUAGUUUGUCAUCAAAGAAACUCCUGGAUUCGGGUUUCAAAUUUAACUAUGGGGUUGUGGAUAUGUUUGAUGGAGCUAUCAAGUGCUGCAAGGAAAAAGGCUUUCUCUAUUGUUUCCAAUUUGUUAGAUUGCGAGGACCAAGUGCCUCAGGAUAUGUAUUAUUCAAUCAGUUGAGGGAUGAAGAUGCACUUCAUAUAAGUGAUGAAAUUGUCUGGAAGGGUAACAGCAAUGGGAAGUUCACAAUUCGAUCCUUUUGUGAGCAGGCCAUGGACAAAAAAGACAAGCAAGAAGGAAUUUGGAGUCUGGUCUGGGUCAAUAUUGCGCCACAAAGAGUGGAGGCCUUCAUGCGGCAAAUGGUUCAAGGUAGGGUGGCUGUGAAAGGAGAGCUACUGAGGAGAGUAUUAAUUAGUUAUGAUUCUGCAGUAUGUAGCUUGUGCAAUGGAAGUGUCGAAACGGUUAAUCAUCUGUUUGUGACCUCUUUUAAGGUUUGGGAAGUUUGGACAAAAUGGUGCAGCUAUUGGAACUACGACUGGAUCACUCCCAAUAACAUUAAAGCUGCAUUGGAGGCAUGGAACAGAGCUGAUGUGAGAAAUAGUGACAUGAGAAUUUGGCGGAUGGGGUUCUUUGCGAUUCCUUGGACUAUUUGGUUAAGUAGAAAUGAAAUCACUUUUAAAGGAAAAAGCUGGGGCCCUGAGCAGAUUUUUGACUUGGUGGAACUAAGAGUUGCAAGUUGGGCUGCUGCUAAAUGGCCUGAUGAUCAUCCUAGUGUGCUGAGCUUAUUCUGUCUAACCCAAGGUGCAGGUCACGAAGAAGGACAGAAGGAAACCAAAACCACUGAAUGGAGGAAACAUAUAUUCUUGGUGGUUGAAAGUGACUCAGUGAAUGCGGUUAACUGGGCAAACCAGCCUCAAACGGCUCCAUGGAAAUUGAGAAGAUGGGUUCCACAGAUAGAGAAGCUAAAGACAGAGAGCACUUUGAAAGGAGAUAAGUCAAGGGUAAUGGAAGGAGAUAAAGGAACCGUGUGUGUGACUGGAGGUACUGGAUAUAUAGCUUCAUGGCUGAUCAAGAGGCUUCUUGAAGAGGGUUACUCUGUGCACGCCACUGUUAGAGCUGAUUCAGAAAGCAGAAGAGACAUCAGUUUCCUCACCAGUCUGCCAGGAGCAGCCGAAAAGCUCAAAAUCUUCAGUGCAGAUCUUAAUGAUCCGGACAGUUUCGAUGCAGCCAUUGAAGGAUGCAAGGGAGUCCUCCAUGUUGCCACUCCUGUCGAUUUCGAGAACAAAGAACCUGAGGAAGUAAUAACCGAAAGGGCAAUCAGUGGAGCGCUAGGCAUCGUGAAGGCAUGCUUAAAAUCAACAACUGUGAAGAGAGUUGUUUAUACUUCUAGUGCAUCCGCAGUUGUGUUCAACAACAAGGAUCUGGACAUGGUGGAUGAGAGUUUUUGGACCGAUGUGGAUUUUGUUAGAGAAAAAGUGGACCCGCACGCACGUUCUUACGUGAUUUCCAAGACUUUGACAGAAAGGGCGGCUCUUGAAUUUGCAGCAGAACAUGGACUGGAUCUCGUGACAGUGAUUCCUACUUUUGUUGUUGGUCCUUUCAUCUGCCCCAAGUUCCCUGGCUCAGUGCGCACGACAUUGGCCCUGCUCUUAGGGAACCAGCAUGAAUAUGCUACAAUUCUGAAUACAUCAAUGGUGCAUGUUGAUGAUGUGGCAUGGGCACAUAUUUUCCUGCUUGAGUAUCCUGAUGCAAAAGGGAGAUACAAUUGUUCUUCGGACAGAAUCAGUCUUCAGAAGAUGGCUGAAAUUCUUUCUGCCAAGUAUCCAGAGUUCCCAAUUCCAACAGCAGAUUCCUUAGCAGAAAUCCAAGGUAUGAAAGAACCUGGUUUGUCAUCAAAGAAACUCUUGGAUACAGGAUUCAAAUUUCAAUAUGGGGUUGAAGAAAUGCUUGAUGGAGCUAUUAAGUGUUGCAAGGAAAAAGGCUAUCUCUAG